AUGGUCAACAGUAUCAAAAGCAGAGGAAAAGUCAAGAGUAAGAAGAAGAAAGCUAUUAAUCGAUUUAAGUCUAAAAAUAAUCUGCAUGUUAGACAUGCAUUAUUUGCCGGUGACACAAACAUAGAUAUACAGCAAUGGCACCUUGAUAUGUGGAUUAAAAACUUGGAACAAGCUAGCGACCAAUAUACAACAAUCGCGAUCCUACUGGAAGUUCAAAAACUCUCGAGAAUAGACAUAGAUUCAAUAACUGUCAAUGAUGAGGUCAUCCCAUUUUGUCAGACAGCAGCUAAUCUGGGCUUCAUAAUUGAUUCAGCUCCCUCACACAAAUUAUUUUUGGCUUUGUCUCCGUCAAAGUUGGCCUCCGUCAAAAUUGUCCAGAUCAAACCGUCACUUCACGGUUCACUGUUUAAAAUUUAA
Helobdella robusta is the source of this 417-nucleotide messenger RNA. RefSeq lists its product as hypothetical. The transcript is spliced from 4 exons. The record is from RefSeq and is a predicted model, not a curated record. Lineage: Eukaryota; Metazoa; Annelida; Clitellata; Rhynchobdellida; Glossiphoniidae. The coding region runs from base 1 to 417 and encodes 138 amino acids.